GCAGAGACGCUCUUGGCAGGCGGCAGCCCGGUGUGAGUGGGGGGCGCGGUGGGAAUAGGUGUCCGCAGUGCCCGUCCCGCCGGCAUGGGGGCCAGCGAGAGCAGCCAGGGCGGCAGGCACGUCUCCUUCGGGCUGGAUGAGCGGGAUCAAGUCCGCGUGCUGCACGGCAUCAGGCUCACUGAAGAUGUAGUGAACCGAAUGAAAGAGUCUUCUCAAAGUAAAAGGGACAACCAGAGGUCGUCCCAUUCAUCCAGUGGCACAGCUCCAUCUUCACCAGCUGCAGAAGGGAGACCCAGAUCUCCUAUAGGAGUCCAGCCACCAACGGCAAGUGACUCUGGUCAGAAGUCUUCUGCUGCAGAGCAGGAACUGUACAGGAGGUAUGAGCAAGAACAAGCACUGGUCCAAGAGGAGUUGCUCCGUCUGGCCAAAAGAGAAAGUGAGGCCUUGAACACUGCCCUUCAGCAGGAGAGGAGCAACAGUAAAGAAGAGAGGCAGAGAGCAGCCCAGCUGCCUGCGGAUUUGGAUGCCUGGGCCGCGGAGCUGCAAGGCAGGGAGGCAGAGCUGAAGCGGCAAGAGGCCUUCUACAAAGAGCAGUUGGCUCGCAUUGAGAGGAAGAAUGCGGAGAUCUACAAGCUGACAUCGGAGCAGUACCAGGAGGCAGCCACCAAGGCAGAGGAGUCAAUAAAGAGAAGGAACACUGACCCUGUCUGUGCAAACCUGCAGUCUGAAAUUCUGAAGUGCUACCAAGAAAACAAAUGUGAAGUGCUCAAAUGCUCCGAGCUGGCUAAGGAAUAUCAGCGCUGCGUUAGUGCCGCUCAGAAGGAGCUGUUAGUUAAUUCUGGAUAAACAUCAGCCAUCAAAGAGCAGAGGACAAGGACUACAGAUGCCCUCGGAAGCCCCAGCAUCCUUCUGGACAGACACUGACCGAAACCGGUGCCUUCUGCCCUUUGCAGUCCAAGAUGACAACAUGAUUCCUCUUCUGAUUGCCUGCAUGUAUCAGUCUGGGUGGAUGUUCCUGGAGGUGGGAGGAGGGCCCUGGGAGAAGGGGAGGCUAUUGUUUCCUUUUUCACUGUAUCACAAUGUGAAGAAUUGUGUUGACUCCAGGUGCUUCCAGCACAGCUUGGAGGCUACUCAACACGAGGCUGGUUUGCCCCGUGCUAGCGUUGGUUUCACUGAUCCACAUCUGAGUUUCAGGAUCUGUUAUCUUUGUCUGUUUGCUCUGGAGAAAGGGGUCUGAAGUAUUUGGAAGUAACCCUGACUAGCUUGUUAGGAUAAAUUGUUCCUAGCAUGCUCCCAUCGGUUACACCGGUAGGCGCAGUUCUUCCCUUCCAAGGUUCCCUCCUAAACAAUAAAGUGUUUAA
Messenger RNA from Dryobates pubescens (Downy woodpecker), 1361 nucleotides. It is a transcript of the gene CHCHD6, whose product is annotated as coiled-coil-helix-coiled-coil-helix domain containing 6. Gene Ontology annotation, cellular component: mitochondrion; MICOS complex. The transcript is spliced from 9 exons. Lineage: Eukaryota; Metazoa; Chordata; Aves; Piciformes; Picidae. Gene Ontology annotation, biological process: DNA damage response; cristae formation. The coding region runs from base 85 to 846 and encodes 253 amino acids. The record is from RefSeq and is a predicted model, not a curated record.